This is a messenger RNA of Lutra lutra (Eurasian river otter), 4473 nucleotides long. RefSeq names its product F-box/LRR-repeat protein 21. Gene Ontology annotation, cellular component: nucleus; SCF ubiquitin ligase complex; cytosol. The transcript is spliced from 5 exons. Gene Ontology annotation, molecular function: protein binding. Gene Ontology annotation, biological process: SCF-dependent proteasomal ubiquitin-dependent protein catabolic process; G2/M transition of mitotic cell cycle; entrainment of circadian clock by photoperiod. Bases 2511 to 3890 code for a protein of 459 amino acids. The record is from RefSeq and is a predicted model, not a curated record. Lineage: Eukaryota; Metazoa; Chordata; Mammalia; Carnivora; Mustelidae.
UCAGGGAUUCUUACAGAUUGCCUGCUUCAGAUUCUCUGUAAUAGAGGAUUAUAGGUGCUUUAAGUCUACGUAUAUUUUGAAAACUUCAGUUUUCCUAUGAGUCACUAAAAGGAAAGACGCCUAUUUUAAAAUUUAAAUUUUUCUUUUUACUUUUUUAAAUGAGUAUACUUAAUACCACAGAGAGACUUUGGAGACAGUAUAGAAAAUUGCUAAAUCAGUGGUGAAAUAUGAGAACGCCCAAAUUCUGGAAAUCAGUGCUUUAGAAAAGAUUUACUUGAUAUAACACUUAUUCUGUUUGUCUUGUUGAAUCCUUGAUGAUAUUGUAAUUUGACUUUUGUAUUCUUAAAAAAAUGCAGUUUUUAGAUUUAGAUUGGCAACUAAGGUGAUGUCGGCUGCAAGGAAUGUAAAUGUUUAUUUUACAGUAUCUCUAAAAAAAAUGUUUUUCUCUGUCCUUGAGUGAUAUUUAUUGGGAGAAAGUGUUGGCCCUUAACAUAAUUGGCUCUAUUAUUAGAAAGUUGUGUGUUUGAAAGCUGUAUUUUGAAGCAGAUCUUCAGUUCUCCUGCCCAGGCCACACUUUCUGAUUUUGGUAGCCGCAGUAAGAUUUUUAGCAUGCUGGUUUAGAAAGCAAUUUAAAUAAAGGACAUUUGGUAAUUAUUUCUGUUCAUUUUCAUCUUGGUGCUUCCAACAAAUUUGUCUAGCCUUUUAGGUAGUUUUGAAUCUUUAUUCUCUUAUCUGUAAUAUUUACACAACAUUUCUAGCGUUGUGACGAUUGAAUACUUGGAACUUUUCAAAGUACUUCCUUUGUCUUCAUUUAACCAAUCUGGAAGAAUCUGGCGAUGCUGCAGAAGGUGGUUGUUUCCACCGCAGGCAACAGGUGGGCUUUGGGUGUUCCGUCUUUCAUUUACUCUGUCUUUGAAAAUGUUAUUCUAAAGAAAACUUUUGGAGGUUUCUUAGAUACUCAGAAGAUCCAUUCACAUGGUCACCUGUUCCACCAAAUUAGUAAACAUAAUAAAAAGGAAAAUCGGGUUAGGAUGGUUAGCGAAGUCACUGAGUGGACUUUGAGUCAUUGUUAUAUUCUUUCCCAAAUGCUAAUAAACCUUUUUCAGGCUCUAGAAUAUUGCAGUUGUAAGUUUGUCUCCUCACUUGAUGGGGUCUCAUAUUCUGGUUUUAAGUUCUCCUGUUGCUCAGAAUUCUGAUAGUGACUCAGAAACAGCAAUCAAGUUUCUUCAGUACCCAGGGAAGUAGUUCAUCUGGUCCUGAAAACUCCAGUGAAUUGAUCUGAGACAGAUGCUUGCUCGCCAUCUUCUUAGGCUUCUAAUGAUUUACUGUUUAUGUACCAUUAGUACAUUACUGCUGUAUUCUCCAGCAUCCAGGAGGGCCUGCAAACACAGAGCUGUCUCGAUUACCCAGUAGAAAAGUUUCUGCAGUAAGUAAACUUGUGCGUGAUAUCUGAUGAAGGAAACACAAGUCACGUGACUUGUUCCUUCCCUUAUUUGUGAUGUUCUUUUGAAAAUGGUGCCAGUAGCUCCUUUUCUGCCUACUUCUGGAGUGGAAAAUAAAGCGGGAGAACCAACCUUGACAUUACCUUGUAAAUACAGGUAGUGGAGGAAGAAAUUAAACUGUGGAUGUUGGAGCUCAAAUUCUUUCUCCCUAUUUGUUCACCAGAGCUCUGUUAGGAGUAAGAUUCAGAGAGAAAUUGAGACCUGACAGGUAGCACACAGCAGUCAACAUUUUAGUGUGUUAAUGGGUUGUUUCCUCCACCUCCCCUGUACCAUUGAAUUUGACUUAUGAAGGUAGUAGAGUGCUUUAUUUAUUUACUUUGACUUUACAACAUUUAUUCAUGAUGCCAAGGCAGAGAGUAUUAUCCUGGUAUAGACCCAUUACUAUUUUCUUCCAUGUCCAUAGACUGCUCACAACUCUGGCAAGUUAACUUUGCCUGAAAUUGGUCGGACCUCAAAGACAGUAUGAAUGAAUGGAUUGAGUAUGAAUGAAUCAAUUACAUCUGUCAACAUAAGUGAAAAACUUAAAAAAAAAUCUACAGUUAUUAGAUAAGUCAAACUAUAUUCAAUUAAAUUUUUAUGUCUUCUUACUUAAUUAUUGUAACUGUAGUGGCAUGUGCUCUUAAAAUCUGGAACUGAAAGAUUUACACAGCCUACAAAUAAAUGUAAGCUUGGACUACUUAGACACUUUGUAAAAUCUCUCCAUACAUGUUCAUUAAAAUAGAAAUAUUCAGAGCCUUUUGUUUGAUCCACGGUUUUCUUAGUAGAUCUUCUAGCCUGAUUCCUGGCAAAGGUUACCAUAUUGCCACUCACCUAGCCAGUUGUUUGGAUGGACCAGUUUCCUCCCGAGUAGAAAACAGUUGUUUGGGAAUCAACAAUUUCGUAACAAAAUCCUUCAACAUAAUGCCAUGAUAGGUAAAUGUCCUAAGCAUAAAAGUCACUGGAUUUUUACUUAUACAUUCUGAUGAAUGUGUUUUUGUGGUAUUUUGCCAAGCUAGGAAGUGAGAUCAAAUGGAUAUUGAUGAGUACCCCAUGGCAACAGUUCGUUUGCUCAGAGUGAACUAUAACUUGGAAGCCUUCUUUAGAAUGAAGAGGAACAAUUUAUCUCUUGUGAAUAAAAUCGUCCGGUCUUCACCAGCAGUGAAACAACCAAAAGUUGGCUUCUUCUCUUCUCUCAAUCACAACCACAUGCACACUGUCCUUCUAGACUGGGGGAGUUUGCCUCACUAUGUAGUAUUACGCAUUUUUCAGUAUCUUCCUUUAAUAGAUCGGGCCCGGGCGUCUUCAGUUUGUAGGAAAUGGAAUGAAGUUUUUCAUAUUCCUGACCUUUGGAGAAAGUUUGAAUUUGAACUGAACCAGUCAGCGACUUCCUAUUUUAAGUCCACACAUCCUGAUCUCAUUCAGCAGAUCAUUAAAAAGCAUGCUACCCAUCUCCAGUAUGUUAGCUUUAAGGUGGAUAGUAGUACUGAAUCAGCGGAAGCUGCCUGCGAUAUACUUUCUCAGCUGGUAAAUUGUUCUAUCCAGACCUUGGGCUUGAUUUCAACAGCCAAGCCAAGUUUUAUGAAUGUGUCAAAGUCUCAUUUUGUGUCAGCACUUACAGUUGUCUUUGUCAACUCAAAAUCAUUAUCAUCGAUCAAAAUUGAAGACACACCAGUGGAUGAUCCUUCAUUGAAAAUUCUUGUGGCCAAUAAUAGUGAUACCCUAAGACUCCUAAAAAUGAGUAGCUGUCCGCAUGUUUCCUCUGAUGGAAUCCUUUGUGUAGCUGAUCGCUGUCAAGGCCUUAGAGAACUGGCAUUGAAUUAUUACAUUCUAAGUGAUGAUCUUCUCCUAGCACUUUCAAGUGAAACUCAUGUUAACCUAGAGCAUCUUCGAAUUGAUGUCGUGAGUGAAAAUCCUGGGCAAAUUGAAUUUCAUUCUAUUAAAAAACAAAGUUGGGAUGCACUUAUCAAACACUCCCCUGGAGUGAAUGUUGUUAUGUAUUUCUUUUUAUAUGAAGAAGAAUUUGAGGCAUUCUUCAAAGAAGAAACCCCUGUUACUCACCUUUAUUUUGGUCGCUCAGUAAGUAAAGCGAUUCUAGGACGGAUAGGUCUUAACUGUCCGCGACUAAUUGAGUUAGUGGUAUGUGCUAAUGGUCUUCAGACUCUUGAUACUGAACUUAUUUUUAUUGCUGAACACUGUAAAAACUUAACAGCCUUGGGCCUCAGUGAAUGUGAAGUUAGCUGCAGUGCGUUCAUUGAAUUUGUAAGACUGUGUGGGAAAAGACUAACCCAGCUCUCUGUAAUGGAAGACGUUUUGAUCCCUGAUGAUGAGUAUAGCCUAGAUAAAGUUCACACUGAGGUCUCCAAACAUUUGGGAAGAAUGUGGUUCCCUGAUGUCCUGCCUGUCUGGUGAUCGGCUUCCAAAGAUUCUUAAUUUUUAAAAAAUUAUUAAAAUUAGCUUCUUUCUUUCUAUGCAAAUAUAAAUUUUAAGAUAUAUUGCUGAACUAUUUUAGGUAAAAUAUCUUAUCAUUUGCAAACUGUCUUAAUGGAUUGGAAUAGAAACAUUUGAAAAAAAAUAUGAGAAAUGGAAAAAGCCAGAAAUUUCCAUAAAUAGGACAUAGAUCCUAUAUUGUGCGUUAGGUAGUUGAUAGGCUAAAAACUGCAUAUUGUUUGUACUUGAGUUCGUUAGCCUUUGCUGAAGGUACAUUUUAGCUUGCUCAAUAAAUUUAUAAUAUUGAGCUUUGGAUCCCUAAAUUAUGACAUUUGUAACUUUAUACUGCUUUAAUUGCUUCUCUUUCAUCUUGGUAUGAGUAUGUUUUACAAGAUAUAUAGGAUUAAAUCCAAGAGUAAAAUAAAAGUAUAGACACAGAAGCUGACUUAAUUGUACUUAAUUUUUAGCACUACAUAAGAUCAUAUUAUAACUCAAUAAACAAUUUCUAAUUUCUAACACAUUGAAUUCUACUUCAUUUAACUCAGGAGAAGAUGGGCAUUAGAUC